AUGGCCCAUAAUUGCUGGCGGAAGUAUUAUCAAGCCAGAUUCCAUCUGGGUGAAACACAAGCAUUCGCAUGUCGAACUUGUAACCAGAUAUUCUACUCGCACGCGGACUACGCAAUGCAUGAAUGUAAUGAUCAUAAACUGUGCUUUACACGAAAAUACCGCGAAGUGGAGGAGGUUUUGCCAAUCUAUUACCCGGAUCAUUUUGACUUCUAUGUGGCUUGGGCAAGAAGAGUCGAUUGGGAAAGCAAGCCACAUGAACCUGACUGGCAAUGCGCGAUCAGGUGCAGCAAAUGUAGCAGUAAAUUCAAGUCAAAAAUCAAUUAUCUGCUUCACUCGUGCUUCCAGUUUGCUUUGCUUCCUCCAGCCGUCAUUCGACGUUUGAAAACCUGCAUCAAUUGCCGUUAUGUGUUUCUCAACGAGCAACAAUAUGCCCAACACCUGCCUUAUUGUCGUGAAGAUCGCGCAUUCUGCGUCGAUUUAAACAUUAGUCUGACAGAGCUAGCUUGUCAACAGUUCGUCCUAGGACGACACUGUUACGAAUUUGAUUACCAUUUGCAUCACGGAGCUUCAUUUAAACAGCGGGAUCCUGGGAUUCCCACCGGUGGCCCACCACUUUCGCCUACCCCAACACCUCCGGGACCGCAACUUUCGGUCAAUUGUUUCGUUUGCGGGUUCGUACAGCCAAGUCUUGUUGAAUAUUUCUACCAUCCCUGUGUGGCUGGCAAACUCAUCACUCCAGCACAUCUGGAGCUAAUGCUUUUCUGUACGGAUUGUCAUUGUCUAUUCACAUGUCUAGAAGAUUGUGUGGAACAUGGCAAAUCCUGCUCCGCUCUUAUUUUUACAUUUGUGCGUCUGAAUACGCCGGAACUUAUUCGACUUGCGUUAAAGCGCUGGACCAUUGAAGUCGCAUCUAAUCCUUAUCUGCCUGCACGUCAAACGAAGUUUAUGUGCGGUUGUUGUAAAGAGAUAUUCCGGUGGUUCGAUCUGUUCUUAUCCCAUCCGUGUCCGAAGCGGGAACGAUACGAGCGAUUAUUUAUUCAACCCUCAGCGUUGCUUGAAACGUAUACUUGCCAUGCCUGUCAUCUUGUCGUAUUUUCAAUAUCUGAGGCAGUGAGUCAUUCAGCUCGUUGUUCGAUCGGUGAGAGACCACUCAUGAUCCAGGUUCACUACAGUCUGGAUGAACUGAUCACUGCGUUGACUCCAUGGAUGCGUGGACCCCAACUACUGCAGUUCGAUAUCAACAUGGGCUUGGGUGACUGGAAUGAAGAGAUGGUAUACCGAGCCGAAGAGAAUCGAAUUGCCAAGGGAAUUUACAAAGUCGGAUGUUUGGGUAAAUAUAAGGGCUCAAAAAGCGCUUCAAUGAAGAUAAGCCAAUGGAUGGAGAGUUUGGAAGAAAAAUCGAAACUCUCCAUGACUACAAGUACGAAAUCGGAUGUAUGCUCACCCAAGGAACCGAAACCAACAUUAACCGGUAUUCAAAUCAAUCCAUAUGCUCCAAGCCAUGGUUUGAAACCAAUAGCACUACCAAACUUGCAAUGGAAUCAACGAGUGUGCUAG
Echinostoma caproni is the source of this 1557-nucleotide messenger RNA. Lineage: Eukaryota; Metazoa; Platyhelminthes; Trematoda; Plagiorchiida; Echinostomatidae. The record is from the annotation of a GenBank genome assembly.